Messenger RNA from Paramecium octaurelia, 2394 nucleotides. The record is from the annotation of a GenBank genome assembly. NCBI's taxonomy places the organism in Eukaryota, Ciliophora, Oligohymenophorea, Peniculida, Parameciidae.
AUGUUAAUUAAUGUACACCUAUUCAUUUAUAAACACCAUACUAUCUCUAGAAAAGUAAUAAUAUUUUUUAUGUAAUAGCAAACUAAUACAAUUUGUUAAUUACCCUUAAGGCCAUAAAGAAGAGCAAAUCUAGAUUAUGAUAUUAGGAUUAAGACUGUUGAGUCUAAUCAUUUCGAACUUUAAUUUUUAAAGGACGUCAUGCUUCAUAUUUACAGCUUUGCAAUCUAACCUGAACCUGCUUAGGAUUCAGAAAAGGAAAUAAGAAAGAAAUUUGAUGAAUUUAAAGAUGAAAUUUACAAAGCAGGAAUUAAAAGGUAUUGCAUCACAGGAAUGAAUCUUUGGAGCUAUCAAUUAAGAUAGGAUGCCAUUCAUUUAGAAAAAGUGGUGAAUAAAGAAGGGAAGAUGAUAUUAGAUAUCAAAUAUAUUAAGACAAUUAAUUUAAAAGAGAUGACCAAGUUUGAUGAUUAAUAAUCAAUAAAUGUGACCAAAUAAGCUGUUAAUGCUAUACUUAAGUAACUAUAUGAAUAGAGAAACAUGAAAGAGUUGUUUGGAAAAGGUAAAUUUUAUGAAUCCAACAUAAAUUAAGAAAAAAAUCUCUAGAAGUUUAACGUUGGCUACAUGAAAGGUUUCAGAAGUGCACUUUGCAAUGGUUAAUCAUCCCCUUUACUUUAAAUAGAUUAUAGUGUAAAGUUAAUCAAUACAUAUACGAUAUUGAAGAUGAUUUCAGAUUUGAAAUGGAAAUUCGAUAAACAUGAAAUAUAUGAAAAAUUAAGUAAAAAACUAAUUGGAUAAUCUGGGCUUGCUCAGUAUUCGAAUCGAUUCUAUAGAAUCAAUGAUAUAGACUUUUCUAGAAAUCCAUAAUCCAUGAUGGAAGAUGGAAAAACUACAUACCGUUAAUAUUAUUAAUAAAGAUACAAGAUUACUAUUAAGGAUUUAUCCUAGCCUUUAUUGGUCCAUUAUACAAAAAAGGGAUAAUAAAUAAGAUUGAUUCCUGAAUUAAUGCUGUUAGCUGGAAUAACAGAAGAACAAAAAAAUUGCAAUUAACUCAAAAAAGACCUUAGACCUAUAUUAAUUGUCAAUCAAAACGAACGAUAAUAAAGGAUUAUGAAUGAAAGAAGUGUAUUAGAGCAAUUGAUGAAAGAAUAAAAUAUAAUCCUAAAAUCUAAUUCUAAAACAUAAGCUUAUGAAAUAAAGAAGCCAGAAAUCUAUGCUGAAGGAGAUAUAAAAAGUUUUCCUGGUGGAUGCUUUGAGAUAAAAAAUAAAUUUUAUUAAUAAAGUGAACUAAAUAGCUGGGUUUUAAUUUAUAAUGAUAGAGAACAAUAAUUCGCCGAUAUUUUUGUAAACUAACUAAUAUAUAGUGGAAAACAUUAUGGAUUAAUUUUUUCAUAACCUAUUCGUUUAAAGGUUCAAAGUUAUCAAAGUUAAGAUUGGGUAUCUUGCCUUAAAGAAGAUUUUGAGAAGAACGGAAUACCAAAAUUGGUAGUUUCAUUAAUAGAUCAAAAAGAAGAUAAAUAGAUUUAUCAAGAUUUAAAAUAGUAUUUAAUUGCUAAGGAAGGCGUAUCUCAUCAAAAUGUCACUUUAUAAGUGAUUGAAAAAGAAAAAUUUGGCGCAAUAGUUCCUAAAAUAGUCCAAUAAAUACAUAGCAAAUUAGGAAAUUAAACAUGGAAUAUAUAAAAGAUAAAAGAGAUAUCAGAUAAUAUUAUGAUUAUUGGAAUUGAUGUUUAUCAUAAAACAGUUUAAAAAAAUGAUUCUUGUGUUGGAUUCAAUGCUUAAUUUGGAUAGUAAGGCUAUGCUAAUUUUACUAAAACUCUAAUUGUAUAAAAAGGAAAAGAAAUCAAUAGAGAUGUUGCCAUGUUACUAGAACAAAGCUUGGAAGAAUAUAAAAAUUAUAAUAAUAAAAUAUUACCUGAUACAAUUAUAGUAUUUAGAGAUGGAGUAGGUACUUCAUAGAUAAAUAAAUUAUAUUAGGAGGAGGUAGUAACUAUGAAAGAAAUUAUUAAGCAAAAAUAUAAUUUAAAAUUGCCAGAAUUUGCAUUUAUAAUGGUGAAUAAGAGAAUAAAUGAUAGAUUCUUUUCAUAAUCAAAAGAGAAUUUUGGAAUGAUUGUUGCAGAUAGAGUUGUCUCGUCUCAUUUUGAUUAUUUCUUGAUUGCAUAAUAAGUCAAUUAAGGAACUGCAACUCCUACACAUUAUACAGUUUUGGAAAAUUCAACCAAGUGGACUGAAGAUUAAUUUUGGAAAUUCACAUUUUAUUAAUGUUUCAAUUACAAAAACUGGUGUGGCCCAGUUAAAAUACCAGCUUGUGUUUAGAAUGCCCACACUGCGGCUUAUAGAGUUGGCGAGGUUAUCAAAGCCAACGCGAGCUAUUACUUGGAAACCAAAUUAUUUUAUAUAUGA